CACUACAAAACCCGUCAACAACAAAAUAGAAAUAAUUUGUGAAAAUAAGGUUAUCAAAACCCGAAUUUAUUUAAUGUAUUGGUAAAUACCGAAAAUUUAACGUUGUAAUAUACACUUUAAAGUGAUUACAGAAAUGUUAAUUGGCGGUUUGCUAUUUGCCUUUUUAAAACUGUUUCUGUGAGAGCGCCAAACUCUUGUGUUUCUUAAAAGUCUGCAGUCCCCUGGAUUUUAUUUUUGCAGUUUCUUCAUGUAGUCGACUUCCGUAAAUUGCGUAUUUAAAAUCCAACCAUGGAUUUGGAUCCAAGACAUUUUUUCACUUUACUGCACCAAUAUUUGGAAAAUGAGAAUACAGGACCAAGACAAUGUAACCAAUUAAUUAUCAACUUAAACGAUGUUUUAACACGAGAACAAGUUAAUCUUCCCGAUUUAGACUUAUACCUACAAUGUUUAUUCAACAAAUCGCAAGGUCUUCUCGACUUUGUUACAAAAAUUGUAAACAAAAAACAAUUUAAGUCAUCGGUUAUAAGCGUAUUCGAGAUAAUUUACACUUUAAUAAACAAUUUUUCUUCAAAACUAGAGAAAUAUAUAACUGUAAUAUACGACAUAUGUUUCAAAGUCAUAAAAUCCUCACUCGUCACUUCCGACGAAAAAGUAAAAGCGUUGGAAGUCGUGACUCUCAGUUUUGAAAAAAUUAACAAGUGUUUAGAUUACCCUGAGUGUUACAAUGAUGUGUACAACAGUUUGUUAAAAACAAUUAGUAUAAAGAAAGGCGACACAGUUCAAGAAAAAAUCUUUAAAGCUUUAGGAGCUUUUGCCAAACACUUUCAGUAUUUGAUAAGUAACCAUGAAAGCUUGAAGUCUAUUUUUGUAAGUGCGCUGGAAGCUCAAAUGGUUCAGAAAGACUUUUCUAAUGGGGUCGUGUGUGGUGUCUUUACUGGUUUGGAUUACUUUUGUGAAAGUUUUCCGCUUGAUCCAAAGUCAAAAGAAGACGAGAUUAUUAUUAACAGACUUUGCAAAUACCUUGAUCGAAUGACAGUUCCAACAUCUAGAAUCAAAAUCGCCAACAGAGCUGCCUUAACGUUCCUCGGAAAUAACAUGUCAAUUUUUGUUAAUUUAAUGAUCGAAAACAUCCAACACUGGCACGAAACUUUGUUAAAAUGGUUGGAUUAUGGAGCUGAUGAUCAAAAAGUUGGGGUUUUCGUGAUUAAAGCUUUUUAUAGUGGCGUGGGAAUAUUUUUGCUUAAUGAUCUCUGUCAACAGCAUACAGAUGUUAUUAGGUAUUUUAUACAAUGUUUUAAAAAAACGUUCAAAGAUAACAAGGCCACUCACCGUGAGAAACAUCUGUGUUUGCACGGAUUUUCUGCACUAUCACCUGUGUAUCAAACGCAGUUAAGUGAAGAGGAACUAAAAGACACACUCAUUUUGAUAGUGCAGAAUUUCGAACAAAGCUUUAUUCUUGAUCCAGACCCAUCACGAGACGUUUUAGAAGAUCUACCGUUCUACUUACAAACUGUGGCCAAAUUCGUCCAUUUCAGAAAAAUUACAAACAGCGAACUUUUUUGUUUACAAAAAGGAGCAAUUUUGAUGAUUAAGGUUUACCCACAGUUGCCAUAUUCCUGUCACGCUGCUGUUAUAGAGGCUUUAGUGUCAACUUGCUACUAUUUGUUAUCCAACGAUCAAAAAAUUUUCGAUAAUUUUAUGGAAAGUGUGAUAUACCAAGGAGUAGUUUGGUCUUGUUCGCACCAGCAUGUCUCAGAAGCCGAUAUUUUAGAAAAAGGUACACCUGGACUGCUUACUGUGAAGAAUUAUUUCAGCAUGUGGCGGAAAUUGUUGAGGAUUCUGCCAGUGCGUGAGUUCGACAAGAUGGGGAUUUUUUUGCACGAUCGCAAAUACAUUUUGACAAAGAUUAUAGAUAAGUUAAUGAAAACUUUGUUAGUGUUAGUUAACAAACUUAACGUUUCUAUUCUUGUGAAUGACGCAGCGGAAGCUGCGACGGAUAUACAGUCCGCUUAUAAAGUAGCCGAAGUUAAUGACUUUGCUAUUUUCUUAAACAUGGUGGAUUUUUAUGAGGAGAUUUUCGAAGAAGUCGAUCCUUCAAUACUGAAAAAGUGUGCUUGCAAGUUGAUACAGCAUCUCGUGGGUAAAUGCGAUAAGUUUCCUUUGAUUAGUGGGUUCUACAAACUCCUUUCGUUCAGUUUAAAAGUUUGCAACAAAAUAAAUUACUUUGAUGAAUCGAGCAGCAGCGUUGCCCAAGACGUCAAAAUGUGUAACUUAACUUUAACGAUAUUCGCCGACACAAUUCUAAACAAAACACAAGAGUAUAAAGGAGAUUUGUUGAUUGCUUGUCUUCAAGUUCUUCUGCAGUAUCCGAUUGUUAUAAUUCGAAAAAUACUACCAGCUUGUGUGCCUUCUUUCAAAACGAUUUUCUAUGUUGGUCGAAAUUACGUACAAUUGGCCCAUAUGGCUUUAGAUACCUUGGAACAGUGGCAGAAAGAAGUCACAUGUGACGAAAUGGAACCUUUCUUAAUACAGGUUAUACCGUUGCUCGACUAUUACCUGCAGAGUAAAUCGUUGGGAGGUUUCACCGAAUCUAGUGUUCCUGAAAACAGAAGAAAAACUGCGCAAGCGCUUAAGAAACGUAAAGUUUUACUUAACGUUGAGCCAGAACUUAUUAGACUUCAAAUGAGGAUUAUAAAAUUUAUUGGCGGACAAAGCAGUGCGUUAUGUGAAGCUUUUGCUUUUCGUGAGGAUGACACGAAUUUGUCUGUUUGGAGUAAUCAGCAACAUUUGAAAAUCGUGUUGCCUUAUAAUGAUAUCAAGUUAGAUAUAUACCUUGAUAAACUGCUUCCAAGAAUUACUAACAUAGCACUGAAUAGUUCUGAUAGGAAAACUAGAGUUAUGGCUUGUGAGCUGCUACAAGCUAUAGUUAUGAUUUUUUUGGGAGCAACAAAACAAAUGACACAAUCCGGUCUUUCCGAUUUAAAUGAAUUAUUGAGACAUAUAUCUGUACCUUUACUGAAGCUUGGAUGUGACAUGGACCAAGUCGUUGAACAACUAUUCAGACCUCUAUGCUUUCAGUUAAUUCACUGGUAUACACAUGUGUCACAAUCGCGAAGCGAACAUAGCGCUAUAAUCAUCGAGUCGGUCUUGGAAAGUAUAACACAUCCAACUGACACAGCUUUAAGAGACUUCUCAGGCAAAUGUAUCAAUGAAUUCGUCAAAUGGACGAUUAAACAAACAAGUGAAAAAAAUUUAGCCAGAGAUCCAAUCAACAUAAAAAUCCUAAUAAAGAAAAUGCGAUUUUACAGCACUCAUCCAGACCCUUACAAAAAACUAGGAGCUGCUUUAAUUUUCAACAACAUAUAUAGAGAACUUCGCGAAGAGACCGCUCUUUUAAGCAUGUUUUGGAUCGAGUUUCUUCACAUCUUUAUUAAAAGUCUUUCCACUUAUGAGUAUGAAGCAACCGACGAAAAUUCAAUUGUUCAAAUCAAUAGCGCUUUAAGUCAUAUAGAAAGAGGCUUUGUGGAAAAAUCUAGUAUGUUUAAUAAAGAAGAUCGGGAUCGAAGAAUUCCCGUUGAUAUGAAAGGAGGAACUUUGAAGCAUGUCGCACUUUGGUUGUUAGAACAAUCAGGAUCAUCGAGUCGGUAUUGUCGCGCAAAAUGCAUGGAUUUAUUUUGCAGCUUUGCACCAAGAACAACACAGUUUAGCACUCUUGAGAGUUUUGUUGUUAAAUCUUUCAAAAAAAAGAACUGGGUUGUAGAAAUUUAUGAAGCGUUUUUGACGCGGUACCCCACUUUGGAGAAGUUAUCAGAGUGUGAAGGACUCGGACCAAAUAAAUGGAUGCAAGCGUUUUUGUGUGCACUAGAUGGGUACAAAUUUGUCGUCACUAACAAAUUAACACCCUUGAACAAUAUUUUAAGCGGAACUAUUGUCCGUGCGAUUCAUUAUUUUCUCAACAAACUGUCUAAAGCAACUUUGGAACAAGCGUACAGUUUUAUUGAAACCAAAGAGUGGUUGUUCACCUCGUUCGAGAAACGAACUUUUGACAAGCAAAGAUCUCAAGCGGCUGUCAAGAUUUUAGAGCUUUUGAAUGCUCUGUCGCCAAACUUCGUUGUUUUUUGUACUCCAGAUUUGUGGAAUUUCGUUGUGGAUGUAAUAUUCAAUCGUGAGAGUCUAGGAUUCGAAUGUUUUUUGCCUAAUAGUAGCAUUGAUGGUCACAUUGCUCCGAUAUUGAAAACGUUUUUGAUGAAUUUACCAGUCGAGAAAGCUGGAGAGUUGUUGCAAAUUUUGCAACGUUAUGUUAAUGAACAGUUGGUAACUGAUAUAGACUUCAACAAGAAUGUUUCCCACAAACAGAGAAAUCUUCUGAAAGCGCUGAACAUGUUGCAGUCGUUUUCACUGACGCAAUUCUCGGUUGAAAACUUCUCUAAUAACAUGGUUGCAACUUUGUUGAACAAAUUUAUCAGUGAAGCGGAAAGUGGAAUUAUUUAUGUCGAUAAUUUGCAGGAUACAACAUUAAUUUACUGUCUAUCAAUUUUUGAUUUUGCUCUUCCUAAUGAAAAUGAGUUUAAGAGUUUCGUUGACUUUUUGUAUAAACCGUAUCAAGUUCAGACAGCAGAUUUCAAGCAACCAAUCCACUUGGGUACUUAUCUCCUAACCGCGUUCGAAGAUUCCGUGAUGGAGAAGAUCAUUAACAAUUUUGAUACGUUUUUAGAUUUAAGUUUGAAGAAUUAUAGUGCGAUAAGUCAAACCACGGAGUUACUUUUUUAUAUAUUCUCGUACACGGUACCCAAAAGACAAAUGAAGUACUUGAAUCAGACUGUGAUAGCUAAAUUGUUGACACAUUGGGCUAUUUUUGAGACACAUUUUAAUGAAAGUAGUAGCGCAGAAAGUGGUUUGGAUUUUGUCAAGUGUUUGCUUCCUAUAAUAAAGUCAUGUAAACUGUCUUGUGUACCUUUGAAGAAUUGGUUAGUGAGUUUGUUGCAUGGCGAACAAAAUUCGUGGAAGCAUGAGCUUGACUUUAAAGCUGAAGUUUUUUAUUUAUUGGUGGACGUUAUGGAUGAAACAGAUGAUGAUAACACUAAUUUAAGAGAGGGGUUGAUGAAGGUAAGAACCAGGUUAUUAUCGGACAUGUCUCCAAUUCCACCGGAAGCCAAAACAAUAUUUUUGGAUAAAUUAUUGUGUACGGUACCAAAAAUACAAACCCCGGAGCUUCUUAUAUUUCUAUUGGAUCUAUUCGUGAAAAUUACAACUGAAAAGAGCAGUUCUGAUAUGAAACGUCUUUUGAUUGACUACAUAAUAAAAACUCAACCAACACAGAAAACUUCACUAUCCAAGUUAUACAACCUAUAUCUGAACCACGAUUUAGACAACACUCAAAGAUAUAAAUUGGUUUCUAACACUAUGUCCGUUUUCCAGUAUUGCAAUCUUUCCGUUUUUGAAGAUUUUUUCGUCGACCAUAUUGUGGAAAUAAUCUCCACUUUAAAACAACCAAUUACACCAGAAAACUUAGUUACUAAAAUCUCGUACUAUUUGUUAAUAGAAACAUUAUUCUUGAGAUGUCCAGUUCGCAGUACCGAUACCGAAGUGCAUAGAAUCACACAAGCCGCACUCCCUCAAAAACCGAGCAAUAAAACGCUUUUGCUCCAGUUGCUAAAAAUCACUCUCGAUGCUGUUAAAGAUUCUUGUGACUGUGAUUCGAAUAGUGAGGAGUUCUUCCGGUUGUAUAAAUGCCAUUCGUACAACGCCAUGGUAUCCAUUGUGAGUAACUCGAUGAAAGAGGUGAACUUCUACACAAAACUUUUUGUACGUCAAGAAAACAAUGACGAUAUUUUGUGGAAUAGUCUGAUUGAUACCAAAAAGAAUUACGUUUUUCAGACAGAUUUUGACACGAUUCCAAACAAAAGAAAAAUUCUUGUUAACAUUAGAGACGAAGUGCGAGCACAAAAGAAAAAACAGAUUGGUCAGUCACAGUCUAUUAAAUACAUAGAAUCGAUGCGAGUUUACAAUAGUUCGUUAUCGGAAGAUUUUACCAAAUUUGACUUUUCUAAUAAUCUUGUACGAACCGAACUAGAACAGGAAGAAUCUAGUGAUGAAAUUCCGGUUCAAAGUGAAAUAGAACUAGAUUGUACAGAUGUUAAUAGUCAUGAGUGUAUGGCGACUGUGUGUGGACUUAUUGAGUAUAUGGUGAAUAUAAAUAUCAUAGACUUACCAAGUGAAGAAGACGAUGACUACGAACUACCUGCUUGGGUAAAUGGAAUCAGAACACUCCUACUAAAUCCAGAAACCCACAGUAAUAUUAAAAUAUUUUGGAUCAAAGUUAUUGACAAUACUAUACACAUUUUCAAACAUUUUGCAAAAUGGUUCUUAGAGCCACUUCUAAAGUUCAUUGUGGAUAAGUGUGCCGGAAAUAGUCUUAAUUAUUUCAUAACCGAUGUGGUUGCCAUUUUGGCCGCUUGGUCUACCAACGUCGUCCCACAAACCGAACAAGAAGUUCAGCUUGCCUCCGAUCUUAUUACCUUUUUAAUCAACAACCUCAAUAACGAAAGACAAGAUAUGUUUAAGUACCACUUGGACUUAAUCCGCUUGCUGAUUGAAGCGUGGAGAUCGUCCAUCACCGUUACUUACGAUUUACUACAUUCUAAAUUAAACGUUGAUCCUACAUCCAAAAAAGCGGAAGUUGGAAUACACUUAUUUUCUAUUUUCUUGGCAAACAAAAUAUUCCCUUGGGAAGACAAAGCGACUGAAUUUUGUAAAACCGUCUUCAAUAUUAUUUUAAAAAAUAAUCACAAAAGUACGUACAAACCGUGUUGUGAAAGCAUAGGCUUGUUGUUACGUUUAAAAAGCAAAGAUUCAUCUUUCUCCAAAGUUUUCAAUAAUGUCCACGUUCUUUUGAAAAAGAUUACUGACCCAGAUAAGUAUGCACACGUUUUGGAAGCUAUCGUUUUACAUUAUCCCGAAGUAGCAGACGAGUUUCACAUAAAACUUCUGUUAAGUCGGGUCCACGGAGUACUUAAACCGUUGAAAGUAAUUUACUUGAAAAUAAUUUUAAACAGAAGCGGCCUCAUGGGUAAAAUCGACGAAUUCAAAACAGAAAACUGGGAUUCGUACAUUAAGAACGACAACCUCGAAGUGCAGUUAGUGAGUCUCGAAAUCGUCCACAAGUGUUUGGAUGUUUUAAAACAGUCUCCUAACUUCAAGUCCAUUGUAGAAGCAGUGUGCACCCACGUAUCAAACUCAAACGUUUUGUGCAGAACAAGAAUGUUUGACAUCGUCACACUAAUCUGGCAGAAGGGUUCAUACAGCCCAGAGAUUCUAAACUUGUGCAAACCAGUUCUAGUUCAAGGACUCACAGAUUCGGAUAAUGAAAUUCGCGAAAAAGUAUUCGAUUUCUGGAGAAACCACCACGAUCUGCCUUCACCCAUUGCACCACGAUUUACUUAUGUGUUGUCAAAUUUGUACGAAGCGACCACAGAAAACGACUUUCUGGGUUACAGUUCGCACCUCCUCUUGGAUAUUAUCAAGCAGUCGGAUGAAUACAACGAAUUGCUCUUUGAACAUCCUUUAGAAGACUGCGAUUUUGAGAAUUACGAGCUUCAGACAAACUGGCGUCUGCGACACUUGUCUGUAGUUCCGUUGUUUGCCGAAACAGUGAGAAGUGCUAGUCUAGAUUUUGAAAGUAUGGAUUCAGACAUGAGCAAACUUCGUCAAACUCAAACUGCUCGUGAGUUUGCUCCUACUCAAAGUGUUCGAGCUAAGCAGUUUUCGCAGUUCACGAUGAGCGAGAGUAGUCUUUUUGUAAAACGUGAUGAAGAGAGUGAGUUCGUUAAUCCUAAUUUGGUACCACUGUCACACAAGUACCGAGUUCCUAAGCGACGCUUCCUUAGAGAUAAGUCGAAGAUCCAUAGCCACUUUGCUCAGCAGGAGGUGAAGAAAUUGGUGCAGAAAACGGAACAGAGGAAAGAUUUAGUAAAAGAACGUGAACAUAAAGUCGUUAUUUAUCGCAGUUAUAGGAAAGGAGAUUUGCCAGAUGUUCAAAUUACUCUGCAGGCUGUGUUGGAACCACUUCAAGCUCUUACUUUGCAUGACGGUGAAAUUUCAAAAGUCUUGUAUUCUCAACUAUUCCAAAACAUAUUACACAAAAUGAGAAGUGAUCAAGCUUUUUUGGAGCGAGUUUCAGUUGCCAUUAAAGCCAUCUUUAACGACUCGACUCAAUAUAAUCGAAACCUGUUUCGAACUUUAUUUGAUGCACUUCUCCAGUGCAAAAGCUCGAUAGUUUUUCCUGCUGAUUUAAUAGUCUCGGUUUGUCAAUCCAGCGGCUUGAGAGCUUUAGGUGUACUACUUUUAGAAGAAUAUCUCAUAUCUUACGAUUCGUCGUCCUCCGAUCCAAAAAAGACCCGCGGAACGGAAACCACCAAUGAAAUCAGUCUGUGGAUAAAACUUGCAGAAUUAUACAAAGAUAUGGACGAUUGGGAUGUAGUCAAAUCCAUAUUUCUCGAAAAAACUGAUUGUCCAGAAAGUGUCAAAACCGCCCUCAUUGCAGAAUCCCGCAAGCAGUGGAAAAACGCCCAAGACGAAUACGGGAAACUCAUCCAAAUCGACGAGAAUUUAGAAAGAAAGGAUUUUUAUUACGAGUCGUAUUUCAGAUGUUUUGCACAUUUAGGAGAGUGGGAUAAAGUGGUACAACAAAUUGAUUCCAUUGUGGGAAAUAAUUGCUGGGACAGUUUGUGGGACCAAGGUUUCAAUCAGCAGAAAUUAAUGCCGUGGUACAUCAGUGGACAAUUAAAGAACUCGCUAUUCACUGAACAACCGUCAAACCAGUUUCUGUCAAACCUCAACGAAAGCCUUAAUUCCGACCGGUUAGACUAUUUAGAAAACCGUUUCUGUGAAGAAAUUGCCAUGCUGUGGAUUUUCCAGAAAGAAAGUGACGAAGCUGAAAAGUAUUUGAAAAUGUAUUUGAAUAAGUUCUUGGAUAAUUGGCAACAGUUAGACUUAUUUUAUUCCAAUCUUCGCUAUAGUCAUUUGUUGAAGUUGCGCAACAUAAUUGACAUCAACGAUUUUCUGACAGUGUUUAACAAUUUGAACGUGGAAAACGCAGAAAGGGUACAAGAUUUGAUUAAUCAUUGGACCAGAACGGCUAACGAAAAUCUACCGUCCAUCUUAUAUUGUGAAGAAAAAGUAUUAUAUCGCAAACAGUUUUUGAAUUCGCUUGUAGACAAAAUAAAGUCGUACAAUGCGGAAGAGUUGGAAGAUAUCGUUUCAGAUCUAAAGCAACUAAGGUUUAAUCUAGAUGAAGGCCUUAUGGAUAUUGGAAUCGAACAAAAUAAUUUUUUCAUGACGAAAAAAUACCUCUACAGUUACAAUAAACAAAAUAUUCUCAAACUUAAAGUGGUACUGAGUAAAAUGGCUUACCUAAAGUCAAUGAUGUCAGACGAUGCCACCAGUAAGUUAGAAGUUUUGUUAAAAGGAUGCGAAACGCUGGGGCAAAUAUUUCAAGUACCCGGGCAGUCACCUUUGAAAGCUUUGGCAUAUUUUCAUCUUUUUAAACAGCUGAACGAAAUUUCUUCGAUUUUCCGGAACGAUAACGACUUCUUUCAACUUUUUGUCAAUGAGGAUGAAUAUUCUCAACAAAAGGGGCGCCUUACAAGCUUGAUUGGUACUAAUCAUAUAUCAUCAAUUGAAGAUUCCGCGCUAUUUGGAGCAAAAAAAUUAAAAGAAUUUCUUCCGUCUUAUGAAAACGAGAUAGAGAACACGAUGGAAACUGACACAAACCAGUCAAACCGAGAGUACGACACACUAGCAAAUGCUUACGUCCAACUUGCUUAUUUUGCAAAAAAACACGGGGAAUCUUAUUUCAGUGAUUUUAUGCUUUUUGUUUUGAGAGCCAUGAAGUUCAAUUCUUCCGAGGGACGACAGUUAUUUCCGUGCAUAAUAAUGCAAAAGGAGUUUAAAGAAGAAGACAAGAAACAAUUUAUUGAAGAAACGAGUAAAAUACCAGUGUGGAUGUUCCUCGGCUGGAUUCCUCAAAUUCUAGUCAGUGUUGAUUCGCCAAAAAUUUCAGCAGUAGCACCACUCGUACUGAAAAUAGCGAAAACUUAUCCGCAAGCUAUUAUGUACGCAUACAGACUAAGUAAAGAAAAUUACAAGUCAGAAAGCGAGGAAUUUAACGAAUUGAUCGAGAAGUUGGAUAAUAUUUUGCUUAGUGAUGGCCGAAUUGAUGAAUUUUUGAAAGCCCUUUCAUUUAUUGGAGUCCCGGCAUCCAUUUUAAUGUACUUUAAUCGCAAAAUCGUUAAAUCUAUUCAAACGAAUGACUUGGAUCAGGCUAAAAACAUCUUAAAAUAUCUUUCAGAUGAUUUGUUUAAUUGUAAACCGGAUUCACGUGAUGUUUCUUUAAUGCAAGGAAAUAUGUUCAAGAAAAUCACCAAGUUUGAUAAAGAUUUUAAGAACUUUGAACGUUUGUUGAAUAAGAGCUCCACCAAGAGUGCAGAUUUAAUCAAACCUCUAAAGAAAAUUGAUGACGAAUUGGGCGUAAUUUUACGAGAUGAGCGCGAAGCAAAGAAAAAUUCAAAACUACUGAAAGAUUAUUGUCCUUGGUUAUCUAAUUUCUCUGCCCACAAAAUGGAUGUUGACUUGGAAAUACCGGGUCAAUAUGAUGGCAACAAACUCCCACUAACUCAACACCACAUCAAAAUAUCCGGUUUUAACCCAAACGUUUCAGUGAUGCCAUCCAUACGGAAACCUAUAAAAAUCACUAUCUUGGGAAACGACACCAAAGAGUACCCUUUUCUUAUCAAAUUCGGUGAAGACAUACGACAGGACCAAAGAAUACAACAACUGUUUUCAUUAAUGAAUAAUAUUUUUGAUAACGAUAAAUCACUAAGUGGCAAGAAGUUUUCCAUUCUUACAUACCAAGUGAUACCUCUAACUACAAGUUUGGGUAUAAUACAGUGGAUUGACAACACGAGUUCUCUACAAGACUUCGUCAAAAAGUCAUUCACAGAUUCCAAGUCUAUAAAAAAUUAUGAGCAACUUUUUGAAACUUACCACAAAUGGGUACACAAGUCUUCAAAUCAAGCCCUCGAUGCUUAUGGUCGUGCAGCCAUGAAUUAUUCACGCGAUAAAGUGAUACCCAAAUUUCGAUCACUAGCGAGUUCCAUUGAGUGGGAUGCUUUCAGGACACAGUUUUUAAAACUCAGUACCAACAUUGAAAGCUUUUUCGCUUUACGUAACAACUUUAUCACAUCGUACGCUGUAAUGAGUGUCAGCCAAUGGAUACUAGGAGUUGGUGAUAGACAUCUGUCCAACACAUUAAUCUGCUUACAAAAUGGUAAAGUUCUGGGUAUCGAUUUUGGCCACGCUUUUGGUACAGGCACACAGAUUCUUCCAAUCCCAGAAUUAGUACCAUUCCGUCUAACACCCCACAUAGUCAGCCUAAUGGAACCUCUAGGCGAAAAAGGGUUAUUCAGAGAAGUUAUGAUCCAUUGUUUGAGAGCCUUCAGAAGCAACAGUAGUUCCUUAUUAGCAACAAUGAAUGUUUUUAUUGAAGAACCGUCGCUUGAUUGGUUAGAGCAUGCUUCGAAAUUUGGAGGAAAUACCGAUCGUACUAAGUGUGAGUGGUACCCGGCCCAGAAAAUUGAUCAAGCUGAAAGAAAGUUACGUGGAGCAAAAUCCACUACCAUUAUGGUUGAAGAUUUAAGAGCAGGACACCAAAAGAAUCAGCAGUAUAUGAAAGCUUAUAUUAAAUUAGUGGAAGGCGUGGCAGAGUUUGAUCUUAGAGCUAGAAAAGAAGGAGACAGUUUGUCAGUGGAAGAUCAGGUUGAUUGCUUGAUAGAUCACGCCGCUGAUUAUAAUUUGCUUGGGCGAAUGUAUGAAGGAUGGGCCGCUUGGGUCUAAUUUUGUUUUAUUUUUUACUUCGCAUUUGUACAACAUUUAUAAAUAAAAAUAUUUUAUUAA
Messenger RNA from Zophobas morio, 11952 nucleotides. RefSeq names its product DNA-dependent protein kinase catalytic subunit-like. The coding region runs from base 289 to 11892 and encodes 3867 amino acids. Lineage: Eukaryota; Metazoa; Arthropoda; Insecta; Coleoptera; Tenebrionidae. Gene Ontology annotation, cellular component: nucleus. Gene Ontology annotation, molecular function: DNA-dependent protein kinase activity; protein binding. The record is from RefSeq and is a predicted model, not a curated record. The transcript has 19 exons. Gene Ontology annotation, biological process: telomere maintenance; double-strand break repair via nonhomologous end joining; protein phosphorylation.